Fusarium coffeatum is the source of this 2334-nucleotide messenger RNA. RefSeq lists its product as uncharacterized. Bases 1 to 2334 code for a protein of 777 amino acids. Lineage: Eukaryota; Fungi; Ascomycota; Sordariomycetes; Hypocreales; Nectriaceae. The transcript has 2 exons. The record is from RefSeq and is a predicted model, not a curated record.
AUGGCUGGUAGGGAGGACCAUAAUCAACCUCACAGUCACGAUCCUCCAUGUGGACCUCGCGACUCUAUCUCCAGAGACCGAAGUGACGACAAGGAAGCACUCGCGCGCCGCGACUCGAACGGCAAACCUCACUGGAAGCCCGCCCCCGCCGCUGAAAGCCAUGAGGACCGUUACAAUAAAAUCAAGCACGAGCUCCAGGUGUCAGGCACGAAACCAGUUGAGUUCUCUUCAGUAGAGAAACUCAAGAGAAAUCAGCUGGUUAUAAACGAAAAGAAGAAGAUUCGUCUCGAAACAAAACUCGACCGGCUCUACGUCAAAGUGCAGGCGCAGCUUGAUUCAGUAUUAAAACAGCCACCGUCCACAGAUCCGUCGUCCGCGCCAGCACAAAACACAGUAUCCCAAACAGACCUCGAGCCACGAUUGGCACAGCUGCAGGCGCGGUUCGAAAACACAGUAUCGCAAACAAAGUUCGAGCCACGUUUGGCGAAGCUACACGAAUCGAUAACUAAGUGGACGGAGAUUCAUGUUCAACGCGAGAUCGAGGCGCUCAGGCAAUUUGUUCUCGAACGGAGGGAGCCCAACAAUGCUGAGAUACAGGCGCUACGGGAUAGCCUUGGCAAAGAAAGGCAAAAGUCACAGGCUUUACAAAAUAAAAUAGAGGAAGGACAGCGCAAGAGUCAGUCCUUGGAAGAGAGACUCAGCCAGCUUGAGCGGAUGUACCAAACCAUUAAGCCAACAGAACUGCAAAUAUCUUCAGAGGUCAACAAGACAGUCACUGCUAAAGUGUCAGGCCUGGAGGAGAAACUCAACCAGUGCAUGACGAGCACUGCCGAGACGACGGAGCAGCUGCAAAGUCUCGAGAAACAACAGUCAGCACGCCCUCAAACAGUGGUCCCGGUGGUCCCCAACCUCACAGCUGAAGUUCGUCACCUGCAAGAAACCAUUGAGAUGCACAAAUCGACUGUUGAAAUUUAUGGACGUAAUGUGAAUUCUCUGAAACAACAGACAAUUGGGGACCUUGAAAAGGCUACGGCACAUUCAUCAAACGAUAUCCAGGAUUUGCGGGCACUUGUCGAGGAGCAAUCUUCUACCAUUGAGGAUCAAGGCAAGAAACAGAAGGACUUGAAGAAAAUUGUCUCGUAUUUGCAAAAGACUGCUCGGGACCUGGCCGAGAAACACAAUGUCUUAGAUUCCACGGUCGAUCGCUUGUGUUCCGACCAGGCUGACGAGCACCGUGUACUGGAUACUGCCGUUGCCAGAUUGCGUUCUAGCACAGAAAAUUGCACGACAGAACAGCAGACACUAAGUUCAAACAUGACUUCUCUGAAUUCAUCAGUGAAAGACAAACUGCAGGCCCUGGACAUCCAGGCUUCGGAGUUGGCUUCCUUGCAAGUGUUGGUAAAACAUCAGCAGGAAAAGACCGACGAUUUGGGAAGAAAGCUUAUUUCUAUUUCUGCUUCUUCAGAAGAGGCGCCGAAAUUGUCUUCCCUGCAGUUGUCCGUCAAGAAACAGCAGAAGAAGAGCCAUGAGUUGGAAGAGACUGUUGCUUCUCUAGAAAGAAAGAUUUCAGAGCAGCCUCUCCAGGAUUUCAAGAAACUUGCUGGAAAGAUUCAAGAGUACCCGCCUGCUACGGAUCUCAAUCGCCUUCUGGCAGACUAUCCGUCUGGUAAAGAGUUGAAGAUACUCAUUACUGAUAUACCAAGAUUAAAAGAAUCUAUAUCGAGUUUGAGAGCACGGCAGACUCCGCCUCCACCCGCGCCGGCUCCGGAUUCUUUAAUGAACAGAGAGACAAUGAUGCAGACUCUACAACCUAGUUUCUCGCAGUUGGAAACUGGUAUCAAGGGUGAGAUGAACGGGAAGAUGACAGACUUGUUCGAAAAGUUGUUGGUGUUCGUCAAGAAUGAGGUCGCGGACCUUGAGUCAAAAUUUGAAGAUAAGUUGGGUAAUAGCAAUCGCCAAACGAAGAUGGUCAAAGAGCUGUGCGACAACCUGACAACACGGAACACUGAACAAACCACCAAGUUCGAUGAGGCGAUCUCAGUACUGGGCGAAAACGUCGAUAAAGUCCGCAACGAAUCAAAGGCUUGUACUGAUGAUCUUCAGUACCAGAUAACAUGGCUUCAUGAUGGGUUAAAGAACCUCAGCUCUAAGCAGUGGUAUGACAAUGUGGCCAAACAAAUCAUGAGCUAUAUACCUGCUCAUUUCAACGUGCAGUUGAAUGGUCUCGUUACCCGGGUUAGUUACCUCGAAGACCGAGUUAAUGACUCGGAAAACGGUAACAAGAGACGCAGGGCAGCUAAUGGCAGUCCGUUGGUGACGAGUGGUGCUCGUUAG